AUGUCGUUUAUAGCGUUAGAUCAUAGAUCUGUUGAUAAUGUAUUUUAAGAAUGUUAUGGGACAAUCCAAGUACCACAUCGGUUAUACAAGGGAAGGAACCCUUGUAUAUUAGUGUCCACCAAUUUCAUUAGUACGAGGCCUUUUGGGGAGGACACCCAAGAGUAAAAACCGUGCGGGCUUGGCCCAAAGCGGACAAUAUCGUACUAAUUGAGCGGCCCGGUUUGACAAGUGGUAUCAGAGGCUGGUUCGGUGCGGGGCGGUGGACGUCAGUUCGGUGGACCCUCAUUCGGUGACCUCGGGGUUUGAGAUCUGCGUUUGGUUUGGUGGAUCCAGGAGAGAUCCACGUUUGGGCUUGGCGGAUCAAAGAGAGUUCCGCAUUUGGGAAGCAGAUCAAAGAGAGUUCUGCGUCUGGUAAAGUCCUUGUAUCGAGAAGCCCAUCGAUACAAGGCAUCUGGCGGAUCAAGAUAAUCUCUGAGGUGAGGACACGAUGUUCGUGGUCCUUGGCUUGAGGGGAGGAUUGUUAUGGGACAAUCCAAGUACCACAUCGGUUAUACAAGGGAAGGAACCCUUGUAUAUUAGUGUCCACCAAUCUCAUUAGUACGAGGCCUUUUGGGGAGGACACCCAAGAGUAAAAACCGUGCGGGCUUGGCCCAAAGCGGACAAUAUCGUACUAAUUGAGCGGCCCGGUUUGACAAAGAAUGUCUCUUUUUUUUUCUUUUUUGUAGUCGUAUCGUUUUCUUUUGCAACUCUAUGUGUUGGAUAGUGAGUGAUGGGAAAUAAUAUAAAUAUUGAUAAGACCAAAUGACCACAAAAUCUGUUGGGUUUUCUUUUCUUUCAUAUUUCAUGUUUCCUAUAUUAACAACAAAAUGAUCAUGUAGAUCAUACCAUCCAUAUAAACUCAAUCAAAUACCGUCAAUCCAUAUAUCGGUUUGUAACAACUUAUUAUGUUCACCAAACUCGUGUAAUUGAAACAAAAAUUAUGAGCACUAAUACAGUGCAUAUAUGCACAAAAAUCUUCCAAAUUCAAUCAUCAAGAGUACAAAUGAAAAACAUUUAAAAGAGUCAUACAGCUUCUAAAUUAAACUAUUUCAGUUUUUUAAACACAAGUUGAUUAUUUGAAUAUCUCUUGACUUGUAAAUUGUCCCAAGAUACCCAUUAUGUCAAGAAUCAUCAAAACAUUGAUAGCAAUAUACAACUAGGCAUAUUAUCAUGGAGACACAUCAAUAUAAAAAUCUUGACAACUAUCCAUUUCCAUAAUAGUAGGAAUCCCCACAUUACAUUUCCGGCCAUGGUACCUUUGGCUUAACCUACCCUUCCAAACACAGAAAAUAAAGAAUCAAACAACCCUUGAGAGAGAGACUCACCUUUCUAAGUUUGUACUUGCAUUCCUCAUUAUUCUAAUGUGUGCCUUUGUAUGAACUAGGAGUAACUCCGGCUGCUAUAAUGAGACGGCGGAAUGAACCUAAAUUACUUGUAUAAUAAUGAUUAACAAACAAUUCUAUAAACUCAAGGCCACAAAGCAAAGCCAAAGAAUAAACUAAAGGCAGGAGUUUGUUUGUCUCCCACCUUCCCAUCUAACCAACCAGUUUUCCCAGAACAAGAAAUCAAGUUUAACAUUUGUUUGAGAAACUGGGUCAUAAAGAAGUCAUAAACCCAGUUGUUGUUUAGGCUUAAAGGUCCCUUCUUUUCCAAGUUUUCUACAGUGGGGAAAUUUGCAAUUUCCUUUCUGGUCUAACAGCCCUUGUAGUCUUGUGGGUUAGUGCAAAGUUGUCCUGACUUGCUUAUUUCUCUUUCUUUCCUCUUUUCGGGUACUGAUAAGUGUACUGCCAGGUAGUAAUUUGAUGAUUAGAGAUUAUCAAUUCUUCUGGAGAUUCAUUUCCCCUGCAGAAAAUUGUCUCGGGACCUGGCGAAAAACGAAGUAUGCAAGCUCAGUCUCAGGAUGUAGGCGGUAAUGGAGUUGGAGAUCCUCAGGCUUCAUCAUCGUCGUCAUCAUCUUCUUAUUCACAGGGUGAUAUGGGCAAUGGCAGACCAUCGAGUGAUGAAGUUAAUAGGGCAGGACCAACCAUUCGGAAAGCUGAUCUUUCUCUUAAUAUACCACCUAGACCAGUAGGUUUUGGAGCUAAUCGAUUUGGGAAAGGAUUGAUGAACUCUCAAACUGCUGGCUCGUCGUCAUCAUCAUCGAGACGAGGCUUGCUGAGGGCAUUAAGCUUCAAGAAGAGAAAUGGCGGUGGGCCUGAGGGUGAGAGGAGCUCUCUGCUCAACUCAGAAACCAAUUCACAACAACCUCCAGUUAGUCCUAUCAUUGCCAAUAUCAAGUCUGCAUUUUCCAGAUGCAUAUCACUUCCACCUGCUUCAGCUUUGUCUCCCACGGUCGCAGUUCAAACGCCUACUUCAGCUCGAUUUCCCUGGGAAGUUCGUGACUCAGAGAAUGUUGUAGUUUCAAGGUCUCUUUCUGUUCCUGGGCGAAACUUUGUCAUUGUACGGUCUACAUCCUUUGCUGCUCCGAGGCAGCAAACCCCUAGAGACUCAUCUAAUGCACAAAAAACUUCGGAGUCCAAUGAGGGAGAUGAUGAUGAACACAUACCAGAAGAGGAAGCGGUGUGCAGGAUCUGCCUUGAUGCGUGUGAAGAAGGAAACACUCUCAAAAUGGAAUGUGGAUGCAAGGGUGAUCUCCGACUCGUACACGAAGCAUGUGCUGUCAAGUGGUUCAGCACCAAAGGUAACAAGAACUGUGAAGUCUGUCGUCAGGAAGUCAAGAACUUACCUGUGAUCUUGUUCCGAGUAACGAGCUGUGCCCAGUUCAAUGGCAGGGAGUCACCUGGUGGUGGCCAGAGCUUGAGGGCUCAACAAAUAAGUGCCUGGCAGGACUUUGUUGUGCUCGUCCUGAUUAGCACGAUAUGCUACUUCUUCUUCCUGGAACAGUUACUAAUCCAGGACAUGAAGACACAGGCAAUCGUGAUUGCAGCACCAUUUGCAUUUGCUUUAGGCGUCAUGGCAUCGAUAUUUGCAGUUAUCCUAGCGAUCAGGGAAUUCAUAUGGACGUACGCUGCACUCGAGUUUGCACUGGUAGCUGUGACCCUUCACCUUUUCUACUCCGCUCUCGAUCUGGAUGCUAUCUAUGCCAUACUUCUAGCAGCAGUUUUCGGGUUUGCAGCGGCUAUGAGCCUCAACUCGUUGUACGUUCAGUACUUCGUCUGGCGAGCUGAAGCUGCUCGUAACGCUGUCUUCAAUGCUUCCGCGGUGUGACUUGGACUUGUUGAGUUCCCUGGCAUUUGCGGUUUUGAAAUCUGAUGGGAAGUGGUGGAUGGUAGCAAAGGGAAAUGGCUGGUGCUAACUGGGAAGUGGCGUUGUGUAUAGCCUUACAGACUGGUAAGGGGUUUCCAGUUUCUGGGCUUGGAGAUAUAGUGUGGUAAAAUGCGACCACAACUGUAAUUGUUUUAUCGGAUGUAAUUACUAAUUAGUGACGGAAUAUUCAACCUAUUCUUUCUUUAUGAAUUCCAUAUAUAUUUUUUCGGCCGAGAAAUAUAUGCUUGUUGCCUGAAUUGGGACCUGAUUUGAUCGAUACCAAAAUUUUCAAACACAUGUAUCAAACAAAGACCAAUGACUCUU
This is a messenger RNA of Linum trigynum, 3609 nucleotides long. The record is from the annotation of a GenBank genome assembly. Lineage: Eukaryota; Viridiplantae; Streptophyta; Magnoliopsida; Malpighiales; Linaceae.